UGAUGAGGAGGGGGAUAUGCAGAGGGAUCGCGAGGAUGGGGAGGAGCGUGAGCGUGAGCGCGAGGAGAGCGGCGAGGUUGAGGACGAGGACAUAAAACACAAGAGACGGCGCUCGCGCUCCCUGUCUGGGGAUGAGUAGGCUUGGUACUGGCGCGGGAGCUGUUGCUCUGAGGGAGGAGCUGCACGGUGUUUUGAAGACAGGGCGAUCGAAUCCAGUGCGCCUACCCCCGCUUCGACACACCCGCCAACGACGCCGGGCUCGCCACUGUACCCAAGUCAGGCAAGGAACCAGCGCCUCUAGCUUCUACAUCUUCUCAACUAUCGCCCAGGGCGUGCAAAAGCACUGGACGUACCUGCGCGCAUGCGGACUCGCCACGCUCGGAAGAGACGUAAAACGCGCGGCUGCGCGGGCAAAGACGGCGGCAGUGGAGGAGCGCACAAGAGUGCCGUCGGCGGGGCGCCGAGGUGCCCGCGCCAUACCGGCUGCGGCUAAAGGCGCGGCUCUUUGCUGUGCUACGGCGCCUGUGAUACCUACUGUGCUGUUGCCCCUGCGGAUGGGCAUUAGAGGACGGUUGGGCAAGGAGAAGUCGUCCGAGCGCGGAAAGAAAGAGAAAAAGGGCAUUGUUCGUUGUUCCCCGUGGCUGGAGGCACUGAUCUGGGUUGGCAUUUGGCUGUCCUGUCCCUUCCUUUGCAUUGGGGAAGCGGGAUUGGGGUUAGCAUUGUGCGCCAUGGCAUGGACGUACAAGUAGUCACUCAUGAUUUAUCGGGAUAGAGAAAGGAGGAUACAUUACAUGGCUCUGGGGCUGGCGGCUAGGUCUGCGCGAGGAGGGAUUGCGGACAAGGCCAAGACUAGGCUUAAUGAUUUGAUGUUUGAUAUUUGUGCUAGUCUAUCUGCAAUGCAAGACAAGACAAGACUGUUAGGUGGCGUUUGGAAGUGUAUGUGUCUGGCUGGGCGGUGGGUUGCUGGUUGUGAAGAGAGAUGUUGUGAAUACUCUUGAGGUUUAGCUACAGCUUGCUCCCUUCUGGCAAUGAUUGUUUAGGACGGUUCCCUAUUCGAAGUAGUCGCGGCGUGUGCAUGUUUUCAGUGCCAUCUUAAAAUUGCG
Aplosporella prunicola CBS 121167 is the source of this 1103-nucleotide messenger RNA. RefSeq lists its product as uncharacterized. Lineage: Eukaryota; Fungi; Ascomycota; Dothideomycetes; Botryosphaeriales; Aplosporellaceae. The record is from RefSeq and is a predicted model, not a curated record. Bases 132 to 749 code for a protein of 205 amino acids. The transcript has a single exon.